Molecule: messenger RNA, 420 nt
Organism: Pelobates cultripes (western spadefoot toad)
Lineage: Eukaryota; Metazoa; Chordata; Amphibia; Anura; Pelobatidae
Source: the annotation of a GenBank genome assembly
AUGGCGGAUUCAAUGGACGACCUGUAUGGACGACUGCACAUCAUAGAAAAACAGCUGAAGGAUCUAUCCAACAUCUCUCGUAGGCACAACAUCAGAAUCAGGGGUCUCUUGGAGUCAUCAGGAGAGGGCUCUCGUCUGCAACUGAUCUACAAGUUGCUUUGCCCACUUCUGCCAGAUAUCCCUGAGGAGAAAUGGUCUAUUGAAAGAGCGCAUAGGGUUCUAAGAGACAGGCAAUGUUCCAAGGGACGUCAUAGCUCAGUUCCACCACUGUGCUACAGCGGAGACAAUCAUCUGGAGAUGCUGCAGCAUGGAAGUCAAAAACAAAGCUAUAGAGUUGCAGAUCUAUCAGGAUUUGGCUCCGUUCACCCUACAAAAGCGCAAGGCCUGGAAGCUGGUAUCCGACACCCUGCACACCCAUAA